AUGAGAGAGAAAGUCGAAAGUGAGCUUACAGAGAGAAGUUUCGUUCAGGUUUCGGAGAAGGUUGAAAUUGAUGUUGAGCCUUUGAAGGCUCGAACCAAAGUUGGUGAAAUCUCUAUAGCUUGGAAACCUAUUAAAGGAGUUGGCCGUGCUCCUAAAAGAUUGAAGAUUAUAAAUGUUGAGAAGUCGGUUCCAACUAUAAAUGCUCGUCAAUCAAUUCCAAAAUUUGAUCCUGAUUUUGAUUCUAACAAUCAAACAUAA
Sphenostylis stenocarpa is the source of this 258-nucleotide messenger RNA. The record is from the annotation of a GenBank genome assembly. Lineage: Eukaryota; Viridiplantae; Streptophyta; Magnoliopsida; Fabales; Fabaceae.